AUGGCGUCCCAAAGAAACCUGGAGGGAAUUGAUUUCGACGAAGAUCAAAUAUCGGUAAUCAGCCUGGAAGAUGAGGAGGAUCUUUUUGCAAGCAUCUCAACCACAGGCUCUCUGGGUGCCGCUGAUCCUCCUCCCGACGGCUUCAGGAAGGACCAGCUGAAGGCCAGACUUACAGAUGUCGUCACCAGGAUGAAGAGUGGGAAGAUCCGAAGGAAGGCGCUCCAAGAUCUUUCUGCCCUCCUGCAGAAGAUCCAGGAAUAUCCAUCGGUAGCGCUUCCUGCAUCCUCCCUUGGCCAACUGGUGGCCAUUUCCUGUCUGUCUGCAUUGGAUCCAGACCCGGAGUGCAGGCAGCGGGCAGCAGAGGCCCUCUGCCAUCUUCUGCCCAUCCUGCGGCGCAAAGAAGAGACGCUGGCACGAACGUCGUGGAACCAAACACUCCUCAUCCGAGCUCGGAAGGUCCUCCAAUCCACCGGAGGAGCGGUUCCUGAAUUGUUCCUGAAUAAUUGUUACUCUCUUGCCAGGGUCUUUGGUGCCUAUCUUCCUGAGGAGCAGCUCUUGGAGGCCAUGUGCUUCCUGGCCAGUGAUCUGGUUGUCGAGAGCAGCUUCAACCCCUUGGACAUCUCCCACUUGCUGCAAGAGUUCAUCAAGCAGUUUAGCGGCACAAAAGUGGAGGUGGAGGUGCUGCUGGAGGCCUUCUAUAAGAUCACCCAGGGGCCUACAGUGCAGGGCAGAAACAUGGCCGCCUUUGCUUUGUCCAUCAUGCCACCCCAACACCUGGCAAAAGUGGUUGCAUACCUCCUCCAGUUUCCCUUCAGAGACUGCGAGAGAGUAUGGAAGGAGGUUUUGGCAUCGGCCGACCAAGAACAACUGCUCCAUCUCAUGGCCGAGCAGCUUUACCAAAGCCCCUUGGCGGAAUCUGCCACCCAAGUGCAACAUCUCAGCAGCCUGUUGCACGCCAUCCUCAGAAUGGAGGUAUACAAGGCAGCUGUGCGCCGGAACUUCCCGCAGCUGCUGAUCGCUCUCCUGGGGAUGGUAGUCAACUUCCACUACGACCAGGAAUUCCUUGGGUGA
Zootoca vivipara (common lizard) is the source of this 1071-nucleotide messenger RNA. Lineage: Eukaryota; Metazoa; Chordata; Lepidosauria; Squamata; Lacertidae. The record is from RefSeq and is a predicted model, not a curated record.